AUGGCGGCAACCUCGGAAAAUUCUUCUUCUGAUGACAAUUAUAAUAAUUUCUCUGCUUCUCAAGAGGUAAAUAUGAAAGAAUCUGGUAUUCACUUCUCCAAAGAUGAAGUGGCACUCAUAGUUAGGAUGUAUAAACUGGUUGGCCAAAGAUGGACUCUAAUUGCCGGAAGAAUUCCAGGAAGAACUGCAGAGGAAAUCGAGAAGUACUGGCAAUCUCGAUACUCCACCAAUGGCGACGUUAAAUAG
Molecule: messenger RNA, 246 nt
Organism: Striga hermonthica
Lineage: Eukaryota; Viridiplantae; Streptophyta; Magnoliopsida; Lamiales; Orobanchaceae
Source: the annotation of a GenBank genome assembly